This is a messenger RNA of Trichomycterus rosablanca, 726 nucleotides long. Its product is annotated as gamma-crystallin M2-like. Gene Ontology annotation, molecular function: structural constituent of eye lens. The record is from RefSeq and is a predicted model, not a curated record. The transcript is spliced from 5 exons. Gene Ontology annotation, biological process: visual perception; lens development in camera-type eye. The coding region runs from base 1 to 726 and encodes 241 amino acids. Lineage: Eukaryota; Metazoa; Chordata; Actinopteri; Siluriformes; Trichomycteridae.
AUGCUAGCGAGCUGUUGUUACAUCAAAACGUCGGCGUGCGGAGACGGAACCUCCUCGCGCAUCAGGGAGCGACGCGUGCCGAGGAUUAGAGGACGGUUGGGAGUGGUAGCCAAUGAGAACGCAGAAUACGGGAUGAGGGGAAACCCGGGGGAGGAGCUGUACAAACUUGGAAUGAGCACGGGCAGGAUCAUCUUUUACGAGGACAGGAACUUUUCAGGACGUUCCUGGGAGUGCAGCGGCGACUGUCCCAACAUGUCCUCCUACCUGAACCGCUGUUACUCCUGUAGGGUGGAGGGUGGCUGCUGGAUGGUCUACGACCGUCCCAACUUCAUGGGGAACCAGUACUUUCUCAGGAAGGGUGAAUACAACGACUACAUCAGCCAGUGGGGGAUGAACGGCUGGAUCCGCUCCUGUCGCAUGAUCCCCAUGUACAGCGGACCAUACCGGACGAGGAUCUACGAGCGGGAGAACUUCAUGGGUCAGAUGAUGGAGAUGAGCGAAGACUGCGACUCCUUCACGGAUCGUUACCGCUGGUCUCACGGCUGCAUGUCGUGCCACGUGAUGGACGGACACUGGCUCAUGUACGAGUACCCGCAUUACAAGGGCAGGAUGUGGUACCUCAGCCCCGGACAGUACAGGAACUACAGGCACAUGAUGGGCAUGAGCGGCAUGAGCGGCAUGAGGUUCAUGAGCAUGAGGCGCAUCCAGGAUUCCUGGUUCUACUAA